GAAAACUCGAAUAUAUGCUAAAGGAAUAUUUCAGAGGGUUUGAUGUUUGCUUUUCAUAUACAGAGAAUAUACAGUAUUCUCUUUUCUAUAUGUUUAUAGAUCGUAGGGCUAGCUUCACUGUAGCUAAUUUCAUAAAAAUCUUUAUCUCUUUCUCUACCUUUUUGUUUUAUUUAAACCAAAGAGACUUCUUCUUCUUCUUCAUUUUUAUUAAUCUCUCUGUUUCUUCUCAUCGCUUCACGUCAUCUUUAACUUCAAUCUUAAAAAUCUUAUCUCUUUCUCUACUUUUUUUUUAUUUGAACCAAAAGAAACUUCUUCUUCACGUCAUCUUCAUCUACUUCAUGUCGUAUCCUAUUCCUAAUCCACUCAAUUCUUCAUUAGAUGAAGCAUUUGAUAACAUGUUUGAUGAAUUUUUUGAUAACGCAUUUGACAAUUUUUUUGAUAACGCAUUUAAUGACGCAUUAGAUGCUUAUGAAAAACGUCAACAGGCAAACAAUGCAAGAGAACGAAUUCGAACUCGUCGAGCACAUAUAGAAAGAGGUCGUGAGGAGAAUAAUAAUACAUCAAAAAAAUCGAAACUUUAUCCGGUUAUGAGCCUUGAUUCGAAGGAACAACAACAACAACAACCCAACAUGGCUUCAACAGAUUUCACCAACCAUACCCUUACUACUACUGCCUUCUCUUCUUCUUCUUCCUCUGUAGCUCCUUUUGAGGUAAAGACAACAUCAACAGGUACGAGUAGAGGAAGGAGAUGGUGGGAAAAGUCAACGACACACAACAUGUUAGAGAUUCAAUCUGCUAAUCAUCUUGUUAACUCUUUGUUAAACGCUGGUGAUAGAUUGGUUGUUCUUCAUUUCUUCUCUCCUGGUUGCGGUGGCUGCAAAUCUCUGCACCCUAAGAUCUGUCAACUGGCUGAAUCAAACCCAGAUGUGAUAUUUCUCAAAGUGAAUCAAGAAGAGCUUAGGACAAUGUGUCAUGGCCUUAACGUUCAUGUGCUUCCUUUCUUUAAGUUUUAUAGAGGAGCUGAGGGUAAAGUCUGUAGCUUUAGCUGCACUAUUGCCACCAUUAAUAAGUUGAAGAAAGCUUUGGACAAGCACGGGAGUGAAAGAUGCAGCCUCGGAACAGCAAAGGGAUUGGACGAGAAGGAACUGGCGGCUUUAGCAUCGGUUGGGGAACUUAAAAUGAAUCUAAACUCGUUCAAACAGUACCAAACUAGUAGCAGCUUCGGUUCUAAAACAGAGGAACAAUAUGAUAAAGUGAUGCUAUGAAGACAUGAUCGACUGAUCGUUUCAUAAGGAUUCUUGAAUUGUAGAUAUCGUUAUGAUUAAAUUGUUUAGGCUUUACCAAUGGUAAUUUCAAUUAGCUCCUAAGAUUGAAUCAAUCUGUAUUGAAAUCUAAAUAUGUCUUAUUUCGACAGUUUAGUAAUCUUAUUAGGACUUCAAAGUUUCAAUUCAAUCACUUAAUGUAAGGAGGAACAUGCUUCUACACUGUUGAUCAUCUCUGGAUUAAGAUCUUUA
Molecule: messenger RNA, 1514 nt
Organism: Camelina sativa (false flax)
Lineage: Eukaryota; Viridiplantae; Streptophyta; Magnoliopsida; Brassicales; Brassicaceae
Product: thioredoxin-like 1-2, chloroplastic
Biological process (GO): cell redox homeostasis
Cellular component (GO): chloroplast
Source: RefSeq, a predicted model, not a curated record